This is a messenger RNA of Sitophilus oryzae (rice weevil), 1913 nucleotides long. RefSeq lists its product as uncharacterized. Bases 322 to 1500 code for a protein of 392 amino acids. Gene Ontology annotation, biological process: proteasome-mediated ubiquitin-dependent protein catabolic process; regulation of proteolysis. Gene Ontology annotation, cellular component: cytoplasm; nucleus. Gene Ontology annotation, molecular function: ubiquitin protein ligase binding. Lineage: Eukaryota; Metazoa; Arthropoda; Insecta; Coleoptera; Curculionidae. The record is from RefSeq and is a predicted model, not a curated record. The transcript is spliced from 8 exons.
UGUAAAGUUGGAAAGCUCUCUAGGCGGACACGCGGGACUUGGCAACGCGGCAUUACUCAUACGUUGCGCGCUCGGUAUCAAGCUUCGUAUCAAGCAAGGACACACGUGGUGGCCGUCGACCACAAGCUGAAUAGGCGGAAACAGCUGGGAACACUACGGUUUUCACUCUGGACGCGCUCGCAGUGUUGCACUCUUUCGUCAAUUAGUGUUGGAAAGCUGUAUUAAACAGGAAAUAUUCGGAACUGUUUGUUACAUAGUUGUCGAAUUUUCGAUCGGUGACAUACUUUAUUGUGUUCUUGGCGAUUCUAGAGACUGAACAUAAUGCCAACCAAACCAAAAACCAAAUCCAAAAGUGCCAACAACUCCAAGGAGUGUCUGGAAAUAGAAGUCGGGAGUAUCCAUGAGGAAUUGGAGGUGCCUGUAGCAUCUGAGUUGGUGUUCAGGAAAAUAUGGAAGAUCAAGCAAUUUCUUCAUACCAUCAAAAAAAGGGACCUCUUGGAUAGCCCAACUUUUCGUUGUUCUGUAAAUGGUGUAACGACAUUCUGGAAUAUCGCUGUCCGUUUCUGGAAAGGUGCCAACGGCAAAAAAGGUAACCAACCCCUGGUGGUUUGCCUGAACCUGACCGGAUGCGAGACCGAGGAAACCGGUCAAGCGAGGGUCCGGUUCCAGUUCGGAGUUUGGGACGCCACCAUCAAACACUGGGAGUGUUGUCCCAUCUCCAGCGUGGUGCUCAACCUCCAGAACACCAAAGAACUCCUCUCUGUCGGUUACAAGAGCUUAGGCAUCUUGGACAGGCACAUCGAUAGCAAUAAGGACAUUAAGAUUAUGGUCAAGAUUCAGAUUAUUCAGAGCGACGAAGAGGUCCACAGUUUGUCGCAGGAUAUGGCGAGGCUGAUGACGUGCGAAGAAGAGAACAAAGAUACCGUGGUAGAGUGCUACUGCGAUUCGGAGAAUAAAGAGAAUAGACAGAAUCCGAUCAGGGUGCACAGUUGGAUAGUGAGGACUAGGAGCGAGAAGCUUGCCAAGAGAUUGGACGAAAGUAGCGAUGAAAAUAACAAAAAUAUGAAGUACACAUUAGCCUUACCUGAAUACUCUUACGGAGUUGUGUGUGAACUUAUCCGGUACAUCUACACUGACAAAGUUGACUGUGCGGACAAGUAUGCUGCCAAAUUAUUGCCAAUUAGUACAAUUUACACUUUACAAGGAUUGAAGGGUCUCUGUGAACGUCAUCUCAUUGAAAGUUUAACUCCAAGCAACGUGGCCAACAUCCUUUUACUGGCCGAUCAAUGCAGAUGUGAAAACCUUAGGAAAGCUGCAUUGCAUUACUGUGAAGACUCUGAACAAAUAAAGGGGAACGUUCACAUAGGUGGCAGAACAUUAGCUUGGAGAGUUAUGGAAAUGGUGAACCCAGACUUAUUUAUGGAAGCUUGCGAGAGUAUAGGAAGCUCGUCGAGUAAUUUAGACAGUACGGGAACACCCCGAGGCUCCUGGAGCGACUGAAUAAAAUUUAGACAAAUCCUGAAUUACGCUGACAAAAGUACAAAAUGGUUUUAUUAGUUGUAAUAUUAUUGUUUCUGAUGUAUUUUGCCUGACAGUUUUUAAGAUAGGACUUGAUAUUUAUUUAAGAUCAAUUACUUUUAAAAUUAAACGUUCUUUUUAAUGUGAUCUGAUUAGACAAGCUAUAUACUAAGAUGAUGUAUUAAUACUAGAAAUAAUAAUAUUUUGAUAUAUGUAAUUUUUAUACAUAAAAAAAAUUAGUGUAGUAUUUAUAUAAGUAAUUGUAUUUAAAAUUUAAACGCAUUUUUAUAUUUGUAGGUUUGUAUUUAUUUUCAUAUUCGUGUAUGUGUAUAUAUUAUACUAGUGAAUUCUAUUAAGUGAAACUAUAUUUAUAUUAAAUAUAUGUUUUAUUUAUU